AUGCCUGAAGCAGUGGAGCGAGACGCAUCAAUACUGAAACAAGCAUUGAGAGGAGCCGUGACAGAUCACAAAGCAGUCGCUGAGAUUAUAUGUACACGAUCUGGCUCUCAGCUUCGUCAGAUCAAACAGGUUUACUUAAACACUUUUGGUGCCAGGCUCGAACAAGACGUUGAAUCUGAAGCUUCAGGCAAUCACAAAAGA
Molecule: messenger RNA, 201 nt
Organism: Eruca vesicaria subsp. sativa (arugula)
Lineage: Eukaryota; Viridiplantae; Streptophyta; Magnoliopsida; Brassicales; Brassicaceae
Source: the annotation of a GenBank genome assembly